Darwinula stevensoni is the source of this 585-nucleotide messenger RNA. NCBI's taxonomy places the organism in Eukaryota, Metazoa, Arthropoda, Ostracoda, Podocopida, Darwinulidae. The record is from the annotation of a GenBank genome assembly.
AUGAGCUCCCACGGCAUCGUGCCCGAAGGGGAAGGGCAGCCCCGAAGAACCAUCCUGAAGGGAAUCGUCACGAAGAUCAUCGACAAUGCGCAUAAGCUUGCAACCGCAAAUCGCCAUGGGGGCAUCAUUGGGCUUUUUGCCAGGUGGAAGGGGAGCAUCUACAAGCUGAUGGGCGUGGACGUUGUCGUCUGGCUCCUCAUCUUUUAUACCCUUAAUUGUAUUCAAGGAUUCGUACUGAAUCCCAGCCAGAAGAUCCUGUUCGCGAAGGUGGUGCUCUAUUGCCGUGACUUCACGAACAACAUCCCGCUGACGUUCGUCCUUGGCUUCUACGUUACCACGGUCCUUAAUCGAUGGUGGAGUCUGUGGAACACCCUGCCGUGGCCGGACGAUGUCAUCCUUUACCUCGACACUUACCUCAAUGGACAGGUGGAGAGGGAAAGUGGAAAGGGAGAAAGGGGAAGUGGGGAGGAAGGAGGAGAGAGGGAAGAAGGAGGAGAGAGGGAAGAAGGAGGAGAGAGGGAGGAAAGGAGGAGAGAGGGAAGAAAGGAGAGUGGAGAGGCGAAAAAGGAAGAAGCUCACUCGUGA